GGACGUGCAGAUGCGGAUGAAGCAUUGCUGAACGAAGUAUGUACGUGAUAAUAGAGCCCCACUACCGCGACGAUCUACCACAUGAUGAAGAACUACUGCGGGAUGGCGAAUCCGUGUACGAUCCCCGUGACGCACGGAGGCGUGGUCGACUGAUCAUGAGGAUCUUGAGCGAUUCGAUUGUCGAGUCGAAGAGGUCGUGUCCCGACGAAUGCGACUACGCUCACCACCGUGGUGCCGACGGGUCUCCACUGCGUCGAGAUUGGUAUGUCAUUCUGAAGGUGGAAGAUCCCGAUGACAACGUAAGAUCCUAUGAGUCACCCGACCUGGCUGGCAUGCUGGAGUGGGGUAGAGCGACACGCCUGAGGGAUCUGAAUGCGAGUUCCUUACAUGCCGUUAAGACUCCCACCAUCGCCUACGCCAAGGCCGGGACACGCGACGAAUGCAUAUCGUUCACAUAUACCACCUGCCUACCAUAUGCAUUGAUCUUGCUAAAACAAGUCUGUAUGCCUGGUCACCACAUAAACCUCUACUUGCCAGACGACUCUCACCGAAACGGAUACCGAAUACAGGUCAUCUGCCAUCCAGAUGGGAUGGGGCCCACGUCGCUGGCCAGGGAAGAUACGAUUCUCGGAGACAGACUGGGAAUAUGCAACGGAUACCACUCGAGCCUGGCUUCGAUGUUAUCCAUAGCGGUAGUGGAGCACCCAAACCUAGAUGACACAGAAGGAUACGGGUUUGCUUGGGUGUCCCUGAAAGAUGAGGGGACAAUGGUGAAGUUCUUCGCAGAUACCAUAAGCAGGGCGUGGUACCUGUAUCGCAGAGACAAAUACAUGCUGGAGUCCAAGUCUCCUUGGUGGUUGGCCUCCCUGGAUAGAACCACUCCAUCACGCGGCGUGCGAGGGGGCGCAGAAGUUGUGGCGUGCGAGGGUUGCAUGUGCAUGAGAGAUGUGACCCUACUGACGGCAGAGGACGUAGUUCUGGCGAGGUCACCUACGCGGUCAGCCAGGUUGCGGGACAUGCACAGGAAAGGAUGUGAGAACAUAGACGAACUUGCCGAAGAGUCGAUACCUUUGCUGGAACUAUGCGUCAGACUUAGGCCAGUCACUGGGGAGUACAACCCAGCUGAGAAUCCCAUUACGGAGUACGUGAUGCCGUACAUGGAAAUUGCCAACAAACAGGUGCACGAUCACAUGCUGCUCAAGAACGUAGAGUUGUUACUGGGUAGAUAUACGCACAAGAAAUACGGCUAUACGUUCAGGUUCAUGACGUAAUCCAGAAAGACAGCAGAGAGUUCGGUCGCAUGAGGUAGAUCGCACGACGGGGUCGGAUGCUCAUGGAGAGAUGAAAGAGUCCGGCCAAGUGCGUACCACGGGAAAUUCGGAACGACGGCGUCGAUCGAAGUGAAUCGCACGGGGUGGUAGGGACGACAGAGGUAGCCAAGAUGGCCCGAGGGGCCAUCAUGGCCCGAAAGGUUCAGGUGCUCGCGGGGGCGAUGUCUUGGUGCCAAGGAAUCGGAUGCGGGCGUGCGAUGUUGGAGACUGGGCGCAUUUGGGCCGACGGAGGAGUGGGGACGCGGGCAUAGGGAUGCAUGUGGGCCGACGAGUUCAUCCACAAUGUGCAUGAAGUAGCUUGGAUAUUCUGAGACUCUUUCUGUAAUGGAAAUGCCAAAAGUUGCAAGGAUAAAAAAUGAUGAUGCGUCGGUAACAUGAAGGAGGAUUUGUGGGGCGACUGUCAACUGGCAAAUGUGAGAUGCAUUUGCCAAGAUUUGUCGCUGAUUUACACCACAUGUUGAUGCAACACCCGCCUCGUCAUCCUAGUCUUAAGAAC
Spizellomyces punctatus DAOM BR117 is the source of this 1827-nucleotide messenger RNA. RefSeq lists its product as uncharacterized. Bases 39 to 1271 code for a protein of 410 amino acids. The record is from RefSeq and is a predicted model, not a curated record. Lineage: Eukaryota; Fungi; Chytridiomycota; Chytridiomycetes; Spizellomycetales; Spizellomycetaceae. The transcript has 2 exons.